AUGGGUUCGAAAAGGUUACUUGAUGCCUCUGGCAGCUGUUCUCCGAAUGAGCUAGUCAAACGCUCCAAGAAGUUCAAUCACUCGACAGAAUCAUCAGCACAUGAAUUGAUUAAAAAGGAUGAACUAGCGAAAUUCAAAAACCCAGAUUCCCGCCUCUCGCAUUUGAGGGAUCUUGUGCGCGAGAUCAUAGCCGAUCCGGAGUUCGACAACAUUGAAUCCAACAUCGCAACAGCAGUUUCCACGCUCAAUACUGCAUUUCAACAUAAGGAGUCAUCCCAGGCCUGUCCUAAAAUGGAAGAUCGCAGCCACGUCUCUGUGCCGGGAAGUAACAAAGAAGGGCCUCCUGCCUUGCCGCCAAUUUCCGAUGAUCGAUUGGAAAGGGCCGUCUUUACGCACCCAGCUUACGGCAACGGCCAAAAUGCCACUUAUGAUCGACUGGAAAUACUGGGAGAUGCUUACAUCGAGCUGAUUGCGACGAAAAUGGUCUGGAGGCAGUUUCCAGAUAUCCCCUCGGGUCGCAUAUCCCAGAUUCGGGAGCUAUUGGUCAAGAACGAAACCCUAGCUAAUUUCGCUGAUAUGUAUGGCUUCUCUCGCAGAGCAAAUGUGCCAUCUGACUACACCAGCCAGCCGAAACGAUGGACCAAAACAAAGGGUGACAUUUUCGAGGCCUAUGUAGCGGCGGUCAUCCUUUCUGACCAUGUGGAUGGCUACACGGUUGCAGAUAAAUGGCUUGCUAGCCUGUGGCUCCCAAAGCUCAAUGAGUUGGGGCAUCAGAAGUCGGUAUUGCGCUCAAAGGAGCAGCUGGCUAAGGAAAUUAUGGCGAAAGGCAUCAAGUUGGACUACAUUGAGGAGCAACCGUCUUUGCAUCAAAAGGGUACUGGCACUCAGACUUUCUUCAUAGGUGUUUAUCUUACUGGAUGGGGCUGGAACAGGAAGCAUCUCGGCUCCGGUCAGGGCCCAAGCAAGAGUGCAGCUGGUGAUGAGGCUGCCAAGGAUGCUCUUCAGAACACGCAUCUGAUUUCACAAAUCAGCUCAGCCAAGAAACGAUCACUCGGAAGAGCAUGA
Messenger RNA from Penicillium argentinense, 1065 nucleotides. Its product is annotated as ribonuclease III. The coding region runs from base 1 to 1065 and encodes 354 amino acids. Gene Ontology annotation, cellular component: nucleus. The transcript is spliced from 2 exons. The record is from RefSeq and is a predicted model, not a curated record. Gene Ontology annotation, molecular function: ribonuclease III activity; double-stranded RNA binding. Gene Ontology annotation, biological process: rRNA processing; regulation of gene expression; primary miRNA processing. NCBI's taxonomy places the organism in Eukaryota, Fungi, Ascomycota, Eurotiomycetes, Eurotiales, Aspergillaceae.